AUGCAUUUGGUCUACACAGUCAUGACUCCCAUAGCCAAAUCCUUCUAUGAUCUCAGUGCCACUGACCUCCAAGGGGAUAAAGUGGACUUCAACAAUUUCAGGGGAAGAGUGGUUUUGAUAGAGAAUGUGGCUUCCCUCUGAGCCACCACAGUGAGGGACUACACCCAGAUGAAUCAGCUGCAGAGCAAAUACCCUCGACGGCUGGUUGUACUGGGUUUUCCUUGCAAUCAGUUUGGCUAUCAGGAGAACUGCACAAAUGAAGAGAUCCUCCAUAGCUUGAAAUAUGUGAGGCCUGGGUCUGGGUUUGAACCCAACUUUACUCUUUGCCAGAAGUGUGAGGUGAAUGGCAAGAAUACCCACUCUGUCUUUGCCUACCUGAAGGACAAACUCCCUUACCCAGAUGACAAUCCUUCCUGCUUCAUGAUGGAGCCAAAGUUCAUCCUAUGGAGCCCAGUGCAUCGCUACGACAUUUCCUGGAACUUUGAGAAGUUCCUAGUAGGACCUGAAGGAGAACCUUUCAAGCGCUACAGCCCCAAGUUCCUCACCAGCAGCAUUGAGCCUGAUAUCCAGCGCCUCCUGAAGCUUGCCAAAUAAGAAAAAAGCAGAAUCCCCAACAUUAUAUAAGUAUCCUUCACAUAGGUCAGAAAAAUGACUAGGAAUUCCCAGCACCGUAAUCAGAAAUGUCUUCUUUCUGUCUUCUGGUGUUACCACUCAAAGAAACAGUCAUGCUCAAUUGUUUUUUUCCCCUCUCUCCCUUUCUCUCUCUCUUUUUCUGAAUGUAUGAGGUACUUUAUCCUAGCAGAGGCAACAUCAGACUUCUACUGAGUGACAGUCUCCUCUAAAAGCUUCAAGGAGGAGGCUUGAAAAGUGUAAAAGUGCUGAUUCCUUGGCUCUCUCCUUUGCUGAGUACUGUUUGUUUCCCAAGUCAAAUAAAUGAGUUGAAGAACUUCUUUCUCCUCUGAUUAUUUUUAAACCAAGCUGCCAUUAAUAUCAUCCACUCUGAAAAACUUGUUUUUGAA
This is a messenger RNA of Candoia aspera, 1019 nucleotides long. RefSeq names its product glutathione peroxidase 2 (gene GPX2). The transcript is spliced from 2 exons. Lineage: Eukaryota; Metazoa; Chordata; Lepidosauria; Squamata; Candoiidae. Gene Ontology annotation, biological process: response to oxidative stress. The record is from RefSeq and is a predicted model, not a curated record. Gene Ontology annotation, molecular function: glutathione peroxidase activity.